Messenger RNA from Pimephales promelas (fathead minnow), 4066 nucleotides. RefSeq names its product transmembrane protein 26a (gene tmem26a). NCBI's taxonomy places the organism in Eukaryota, Metazoa, Chordata, Actinopteri, Cypriniformes, Leuciscidae. The record is from RefSeq and is a predicted model, not a curated record.
AGUUCACCUCCGAUUUCAUUUCACACACUGACGCUGGUGGGAGGAUUCAACAUAAACCGGGGACUCAACUGGACUCCAAAAGCGCACUUUACACCGCACAAAGCCGGGACACUGUUGUGUUGUCUUUACGAUGAUUUUAGUUAAAUUCGUGUGCGCGAUCAUAACCAGGUCCUUAUUCAUUCUGGUCUCUCUCAUCGGCGUCUGGAGAGUGAAAACGGUGAAAAAUGACAACAUGUACUGGUUACUGACUGUACUUUACCUUCCUCUGGUCGUGGAGAUGUUCGUCACUUUAAAACGAAGGAAAGGGAAAGACUACAAAUGGUUUUCUCCAGCCAUUCUAUUGUUCCUCAUCAGCAUUAUUCCAUCCAUAUGGAUUCUAGAGUUACAUCAUCAGGAAAACAAAGCUAAUGACCCUCAGUGUAGGAAACUGGACUCUUGGGAGAAUGUCAAGAGCAUAUUGCCUUCAAAUGGCACUAAGGUUAAUGAAACGCUAAAGCACCUGGAGCGCAUGCUCACAUCUGUCUGUCCGAAUGACUGGAUUCUUGCUCUUCAUCAAGUUCUGCUUAUUCUUCUCAUCCUUGGAAAGUGGCUCCUCCCACUAGGAGGCGGAGUAACACGUGACGAGCUGUCUCAGCUUUUGCUCAUCUUCGUUGGCACGGCGGCAGACAUUCUGGAAUUCACUAGUGAAACUCUCUCUGAUGUCAAGGAGAACAACCAUCAGCUGGUGUAUGUAAUCUUGGCAGUGUGGACGUGGAGUAUGUUGCAGUUUCCUUUGCACCUGGCAGUUGUGACAUCUCGGCCGCAGAACCCAGAUGAGCCCAUGGGUGGAGAAGGCUGCUGCAUCUUGCUCUUGUCAAGACACAGUACAGAUAUUUGGAACAUCGUUGAGAGUUUGUUUAUCCAGGAUGGGCCCUUUCUCGUGGUGCGUCUUAUUGUUAUGAUAUACUUUGAUGUGUUCCACCAGAUGUUGGUCUUCUUUGCUAUCAAGAACUUCCUAGUGGUCGUCCUCAACCUCUACAGGCUCAUUGUCAUCUUUCAGGACUAUAAACCAACACCAUCAUCAACAUCUUCCUCUCCCACAGUCUAAAAAAAAAAAGAAAAAGUUAAAAUUAACAACAUUUAACUUAUUUAAUAUUACCAAUGCAUUCUAUUAACUUUGCCUGAUGGUUUGCUAAUACCAGGUUUUUGAACUUGGCUCCCAGUGGGCCACAUUCCAUUGCUUGGCAGUGUUAUUUUUGAGUCAUUGAUCAUUUUAUAGUAUAAUUAUGUUUAACUAAUAGCUGUUUCAAACUUUAAAAGAUUCUAAAGCAAUAUAAGUUAGCAGUACAAACAUUUGAUUCAUAAAACAUAAAAAUACUUCAAAUACAAAAAUACAGGGUCAUCCACACCUGUUUGGCUUUUUUGGUGGGAGGCGUAAGACAAACCCUUCUCUUUUGUGGCUGUUCGAACGCAUUUCGACCACAUGAGCGUUUACACUAUGCACUAUGCAGAACGUCUACCACUUAAAGUGGACGAGCUCAAACCGUUUUAGACGCUGUUUAGAACUGUAUUUAGCGUCGUCCACUUGUGAUCCGAACGAUCAAAACGCAAGGCCCCGUUUACACCUGUACUGUUGCGCGGAACAACUGAUGACGCCAUGGUUGAAUCUUUAGUCGAUCAAUCAACGGAAAGGGGUUUUUAUUCCCCUGCCCACAAGAGAUUAAAUAUUCAGGCUGUUUAAUUGUAUUCCCCCGAAUUCCCCGAAAAACCUUAAGGAAUGAUACAAUGACCUAAAUGAGAUAAUACUUUUAUAAUUUUUAUUUUUUUUUUGCAUUUUCAUUUUACAGUUUUUGUAAUUUUUGUUUUUCAUUUGUUAUUUUAUAAAUAGUUUUUGUCAAUUUUAUUUCUGUUUUAGCUAUUUUAGUACAACAAAUUAAAAAAAAAUUCCAUGUUUUAUGUUUUAUUUCAGUUAACAUUUAUUUGAAGUAACAAAGAUGUUUUUUAAUGGUUUUAGUUACUACAAUAACCUUGAAGCUAUGGGGCCCGUGAACAUUUUUAGAGAAAUAUUCAAUGUAAAUCAGUACAGUAAACUAAAUAUAUUUCAAAUAACAAUUUACACAUAUUUGUAAUAGCAGUUUUUUAGUUUAAAUUUAUACAUUAAAAUAAAUAACUUUCUUUUUAGGAUGGUGGCCCUCGCACCAGGACAAAUAUAUUUAAGUCCAUGGCAUCUAAAAAGUUUGAGAAGUUGGCAUCAAAAAAGUUUGAAAGUUCCCUGGCUUAGACUGCUUAAAAACACAUUCAUGGGUCACGACAGUUUGGUAUAUUUUGAAUAUGUUGUACAACCAAACUUGGCCCAAUAGAUUUUUAUUCUUUGGUUCAUAAUUUUAAAAUAGUACUUUAAUUAAGCUUUCUUAGCAUUUGACUUAGCAUUUGUUUAUAUACCAUUCAGCCAGUGUUGUGAACAAGAUUAUUUGACUCAAAAACAUUAAGAGAACUCAUUGUGUGUGUGUGUGUGUGUGUGUGUGUGUGUGUGUGUGUUAUGAAUACAAAGAGGCAGAUGCACAUUUAUCUGUUGCAUACAUGCGUGUUAAAAGGUGUCUGCCCAUGCAUGAUUAUCUUCCUUGUGUGCAUUCAGAUAUGACUCUGAUACCAGACUCUUUGAGUCACUCUGAUCUGAGAUCAGGCAGAAAUUAUUGACCUUUUAGUGGAGAGUCUGUAGUUGCUUUACAACAGGUCCUAGAUCAGCCUUUCAAAGUAACCUACAAUUUAACCAGAUAGUUACACAGCAGUAACCAGCAUGCAUCUAGUAAUGCUUGUGAACCUAUCCAAUUAUUACCUAAUAGAAAAAAUUAUUAGAAUAAAUAUUGGAAACAAAAUAUAAAUAUUUUUGUAACACUUUAUUUGUCUGUCCAUGUACAUACUAUGCACUUAUAGUAAUUACAAUAACUAGGUACUAACCCUGAACCCACCCAUAAACUUUACACAUGUAGUUAUCUUACCCAGUACUUUCUUAGGUAAGUACACUGUCCAUGUACAUAUAGGUACAAUAUUUUUGUCUAGUUUGGGUCCAGCUGGAUUCUUCAUGUUUAUGUAUGUGAGAAGAUCUAUGCUGGAUUUCUGACCUUUGGGUUUCCAUGGCUUUUUUUUAACAUUGUGGGGGAAAAUUAGAUUUUUUUUCCCCCACACAGACUCUCUGAGUUUCCUGAUUGACUUUAAAGUAGACACACUGAGUUGGGUAGUUGUGUCUGUCCCCAUAAUCAGGCUGUUCCUGAAACAUACACACAUCCCCAAAGCAGGAAAACACACAUUACUUCAUUAAUUAGAUGAGGGACCAGUGUUCUAUUUUUAUCCAGUAGGGGAAACAGGAAAUAGCCACACAGGAAUAAAACAGGAUACCAGCAAAGAAAGUUAGAUUUAAAUCAACCAUGGCUAUUUAACCUACUAUACGUGUAUAUGUUAUUUAUGAAAAAGAAAUCUGUGUUACACUGCUCCACUGUGAACGUUGAUUCUCAGAAGAUCAACACAGUUUUGUUAGCAAAAUAUUAACCUGUGGAUGCAUUUAUGAAACAACAACCCCUAUUUAUCUAAGCAAUACAGGGUAUCUACUAUAAAUGUAAAAGGGAAUGUAAGAUGUUUUUAUAUUUACAUUUUUUUAUUACUGAAUGAUAACUAAAUAUGAUUUUAUUUAAUUAUAUUUUACAGCCUUUUGACGUUUCCACAAGUACCCUGCAUUAAUGAAACUUGACACAUCUGUGAUAAUUUAAGGAAUAAAUGCACAUGGGUUUUGUUGUUAACUGAAAAGGCUGUACAGUAGUGUGGACUAGUCUGCUCUCAACCUUAUGCAUAUUCAUGAGUGUGUCUUUUCUCAAUAGCACCCUUUGUGAAUCAUUACAUGGCAGAGCUCUGAGAAAAGUCUAAAAUGCCAAUGUGACUGAAUUAAAUUACUAUAAAUAUGCUGAAUAUGCUGUUUCAAAGACUAGACUAUCUGUUAGUCAUGGGACAUGAUAAUAGGCUUUAUUAUUCAAUAUGGUACAAUUAGGAGCUGAAGAAGAAAUUGGUUAUAUUGGUUAAAUAUUGCUUUUAUUCC